UCAAAGUUAGUGCGUGAAAGUACGUAAACACUGGACAAAUAUAAAAAAAUUUUAGUGCAAUAUUGUAAAGUGAGUAAUAAACAUUACUAGCUAAUUUUCAGAAUAGUGUUAACACAUAUUUAAAUCUAAAAGUGAUUCUAAAUUAGGACUUCAAGAACCAGGGUAUAGGACUACUUUAUAAUGAGGCGUAUAAUAUUCGCAAGUCUAUGCCUAAUCGUGGCUGUGGUUGGCAAGCCUGCAGAGCACUAUACCGACAAGUUUGACGGAGUUGAUGUGUCAAGCAUUGUUACGAACCGGAGGUUAUUGGUGCCUUAUGUCAAAUGUGUUCUUGAGCAGGGAAAAUGCUCACCUGAGGGAAAAGAAUUAAAGUCUCACAUCAAAGAGGCGAUAGAGAACUACUGUGCAAAAUGCACCGACGCCCAGCGCCAUGGUACUAGGACGGUGAUCGCUCAUCUCAUCAACAAAGAGAAGGACUACUGGAACCAACUCACCGUCAAAUACGAUCCCGACAGAAAGUACACCAAGAAGUACGAGGCUGAACUGAAAUCUGUCAAGCAAUAGCAAAGCCUGAUAUAAAUUAAAUAAAUUAUUAUUAAAAAAAGAA
Bicyclus anynana (squinting bush brown) is the source of this 604-nucleotide messenger RNA. Its product is annotated as allergen Tha p 1. NCBI's taxonomy places the organism in Eukaryota, Metazoa, Arthropoda, Insecta, Lepidoptera, Nymphalidae. The transcript is spliced from 3 exons. The record is from RefSeq and is a predicted model, not a curated record. The coding region runs from base 181 to 561 and encodes 126 amino acids.